This is a messenger RNA of Syngnathus acus (greater pipefish), 1557 nucleotides long. RefSeq names its product BRO1 domain and CAAX motif containing (gene brox). Lineage: Eukaryota; Metazoa; Chordata; Actinopteri; Syngnathiformes; Syngnathidae. Bases 140 to 1372 code for a protein of 410 amino acids. The transcript is spliced from 13 exons. The record is from RefSeq and is a predicted model, not a curated record.
ACUAAACACUGUGAUUUCAUUGGCUAACGCUCAGUCCCAGUUUAUUUCCGGAAGUAACUUGACAGAAUCAGAUUUUCCGUCACAUCACCCAUAACAAACGUCACAAGAUUGACAUUAUAGGCGUUCCUUCACCCAGGAGAUGGCACACUGGUUUCACCGAAAUCCUCUUAAGGCUACAGCGCCUGUGUCCUUCAAUUUAUAUGGUGUUGCAGGGAGCCCCGCUGCAAAUAAAAUCUGCAAUGACCUAAGGACAACCAGGGCAAGGCUGCUGGAAAUGUUCACAGAUGUCACCUGCAAUGCAGAGAUCAUGAAAAGUGCCUCAGAUGCAUAUUUCUCCCUCCUACAAUGCUUCAUUGUAUCCUUGGAUGGAACUACACAGGACAACAAGAUGAGAUACAUUCAGAACUUCAAAUGGACUGAUACUUUACAAGGGAACACACCAAGCGCCCAACAAGAUGCAAUCUUUGAGCUGGUCUCCAUGGCCUUCAAUGUAGCGCUUUGGUACACCAAGUUCGCCUCAAGGCUUGCUGGAAAAGAAAAUGUCUCAGAGGAUGAAGCAAAAGAUGUUCACCGCAGCCUGAAAGUUGCUGCUGGAAUCUUCAAAAAUCUUAGGGAGUCGCACAUCCCUCGUCUCAUCACCCCUGCAGAAAAAGGUAGGGACCUGGAUCCCAGAGUGAUUGAUGCAUACAUCAUCCAGUCUCAGGCAGAAGCUCAAGAAGUGACAAUCGCCAGAGCCAUUGAACUGAAGCACAACGCUUCAAUUGUCGCAGCGUUGGCAUCUGAGACGGCAAACUUUUAUCAGAAAGCUGAUCACACUCUAAAUACUUUAGAGCCUGAGUGUAGCACCAAGUGGAGGAAGUAUCUCCAGUUGAAGUUUUACUUCUACAUGGCUUAUGCAUACUGCUAUCAUGGACAGACACUGCUGGCGAAGGAUAAGUGUGGUGAGGCCAUACGAUCUCUCCAAGAAGCAGAGAAGGCUUAUAACCGUGCUGAGGAAUUGUGUAAAGAGUAUCGUCUCACCAAAGGUCCAGGAUCCACAGCAAAACCAUCUGAACAGCUUUUCUUUCGCAAAUUGGGUGGCUUCGUUAAGAACACACUGGAAAAGUGUCAGAGAGAAAAUGGCUUCAUAUACUUCCACAAGGUCCCAACUGAACCUCCCCAGCUAGAGUUGAAAGCCAACUAUGGCUUGGUGGAGCCAAUCAUCUUUGAGCUGCCAUCUCCCAAUGAGCAGUGUACUCCGGAAGUUUAUGCCACUUUUGACCUGACCAAGGGAGCCAAAAAUGACAAGGCCAAACCUAAAGAGGAGGAAGUAAAACCAAUGAAGGAACCCGAUUUAAAGCCCCAGAAAGACACUGGCUGCAUCAUUUCCUAAAUAUAUUUGUCAUUCCUCUCAUGCUGCAGCAGCAUUCAGUAUCCACACAAUUUAUCCUCUCUUCUUUUACAUGUAUGCUGGAAUGUGUUUGUGUAUUUGAAUAUAACAUCACAAUCAUUAUUGUCAUAUCUGGUUAUGGACUUUUUUUUUUUUUUGAGCUCAUAGUAAAGCCCAAGUAUUUGUGA